AUGGCUUUUCAACUUGUUCCUUCAAUUGCUGUUCUCUUGACUCUUAUUGUAUUUUUCCUUUGCCUUCUUACCUUUGCGGGUGUCCCUCAUACUGACCUUCCUCAAGAUAAUAGCCGUUGGUUAAAAUAUCCUGCGUGGCAUCCUCCUCUUAAAGGCGCAAGGUGGACCGCAAAUCCUCCAACCCUUCCUAAACUCCAGUCUGUUUUUGUCAGCGAAACCGAAAACGGCACCAAAAAAAUUUCGGCUUAUGGGUUUAAUCGUCUUUUAGUUCUUUAUAGUUUUAUUACCAUGUUGACUUUGUCUUCAAUUCUUAUCUUCGAUAUUGGUAAAUUUUGGGUGGCCCUUGGUAUCCUUCAUAAUGCCUCCGAAUUUUCGGUUUUGGUUUUAAUAGGCUCUGGUGGAAAGAUCAGAAGUAAUCUUUUUUGGGGAAUUCUAUGUUGCUAUUGGUUCUUUGUUUAUAUUGGUUCUCUUCUCAUAGAGUGGCCUUAUGAUGCUGUUUGGUUUAAAUUCCAAGGUCUCUGUUUUGACUAUGCUCUUAUGUUCACUUUCAUCCGUAUCUACAUCAAUACAAACCAAAAACUUAAGAAUUAUAAUCAUGAACAUGUUCCUCUUAAUCGGGAUGAU
Cetraspora pellucida is the source of this 624-nucleotide messenger RNA. The record is from the annotation of a GenBank genome assembly. Lineage: Eukaryota; Fungi; Glomeromycota; Glomeromycetes; Diversisporales; Gigasporaceae.